AUGGAGUUUGUGGAGGACAAAGCAAUUAGAGAUGUGGCCGCCUACGUGAACCUGUGCCGUGAAGUCACUAAAGGUACUAGUGACUUCCCCAUUAAGCUAAGCUCAGAAGACUUUGUUGAUGCUAUCUCGUGGGUUACCAACAAUUUGGCAAAGUAUGCUCAGCCCUACAUGUUUCUCCUUACUCGAGAAUUGGCUAAAGAGGAUAUCUUGACUACCGUCCAGGAUAAACUUUGGGUAUUUGAUUUCCCCGGCUUCGAGACCGAUGCCGAACUCGUCUACUUUUAUUUCAAGACGGCUUCAAAAGCUAUCAAGAAGGCAAGCGUGCUGAUUCUCCACUUGAACAACGAUCUUGACGAUAUGGACCAACUGUUGUGUAAGUGGUGGACGAAGGUGAAGACUGUAGUAGAAUUGGAUGUCAUGGUGCACGCGUUAAAGCUUAUUUACCAUAGCACUUAUGAUGACCGCAGAGCCGAUGUGUCCAUGAUGACUCGUUUUAACGGGAUCAUUGACCACUGGCAACGUGCGCAAUGGCAAGUGGACCGCCUCCUUGGGUACCCAGUGGCAUCGGAGGCGGAAGUCGUUGUCAACGGAGCUGCUUUUCGUGAGUUCUUCAACAUUUGCGCUCAGAAUCAUUCACGGUACCCUGCUUUCUUUCUUCAAAGAGGUUUCGAUAUGUUUCUUCUCUGGUGCAGCGAGCGGUACGUUGCCAUUUGCGAUGGAAAAGUGACGGGAAAGGAUAAGAACUUGUACCGUUUCCCCUGUCUUGUCACGUUCAAGGAGUGGUGGGGUGAAUGCGGCAGUGAACGCCAUGCCUACUUGCAAAUUCGCACAGUCUUGGAUGGUCCUGAGGCGACGAACUCGAGGUUGUUUGGUCCUCUCAAGCAGAGUCGCUUCAACAAGGUUGGUGAUGGCCAACACCCUGCUGUUGCCAACACCACUGAGGUUAACAAACGUCAAGGCAAGUGUCGUAACCGCAGAAGAAACCGCCACUGCAGAAGAAACCGCCACCGCAGAAGAAUCCAAAACCGGGAACAAGCCAACAAGGUAGAAGAAAUGAUCUUUGCGGACAUCGAAAAGUUAAUCGAGAAGUGCAUUUGUGCUGCUAUUGGCAGUGGUUGCAUCUGA
This is a messenger RNA of Diutina rugosa, 1125 nucleotides long. RefSeq lists its product as uncharacterized. The record is from RefSeq and is a predicted model, not a curated record. NCBI's taxonomy places the organism in Eukaryota, Fungi, Ascomycota, Pichiomycetes, Serinales, Debaryomycetaceae. Bases 1 to 1125 code for a protein of 374 amino acids. The transcript has a single exon.